AUGACCACAGAGGUCUGUCACACAAAAAAUAUGGAGAUUGAGGCCCACUCUGACCGGCACGGAUUUGCUGGAACGCCGGGUUAUCUUUCUCCAGAGGUGCUCCGGAAAGAAGCGUAUGGGAAACUGGACAUCUGGGCUUGUGGAGUCAUCCUCUACAUCCUGCUGGUGGGAUAUCCUCCAUUCUGGGAUGAAGACCAGCACAAACUCUAGCAGAUCAAGGCUGGAGCGUAUGACUUUCCCUCCCCGGAGUGGGACACGGUCACUCCUGAAGCCAAAAACCUCAUCAAUCAGAUGCUGACCAUCAACCCGGUCAAGAGAAUCACAGCGCAGGAGGCUCUCAAACACCCGUGGGUCUGCCAACGCUCCACCGUGGCGUCGAUGAUGCACAGACAGGAGACGGUCGAGUGUCUGAAGAAGUUCAACGCCAGACGGAAACUAAAGGGAGCCAUACUGACCACCAUGCUGGUGUCGCGCAACUUCUCCGCCAAGAGUCUGCUCAACAAGAAGACUGAAGUCAAGCCUCAGUCCAACAGUGUGAAGAGCAGCAGCGUCUCCAGUCCUAAAGGAAGUGUUCCUCCUCCUGCUCUGGAGCCUCAGACCACUGUUAUUCAUAAUCCAGUGGAUGGGAUAAAGGAAUCUUCAGACAGCAGCAACACCACCAUCGAGGAUGAAGACGUCAGAGCACGCAAGCAGGAGAUCAUCAAGAUCACUGAGCAGCUGAUAGAAGGCCUUAAUAAUGGAGACUUUGAGGCCUAUGCGAAAAUGUGUGACCCUGGACUGACGUCUUUUGAACCCGAGGCUCUGGGGAACCUGGUGGAGGGCAUGGACUUCCACAGAUUCUACUUUGAGAACUCACUUUCCAAGAACAGUAAACCCAUCCACACCACCAUCCUGAACCCUCAUGUGCACCUGAUUGGUGAAGAUGGCGCCUGCAUCGCCUACAUCCGCCUGACUCAGUUUUUGGAUGGCCAGGGCCUCCCCAGCAGCCAAUCAGAGGAGACCGGGGUGUGGCAACCCGCCGGGGAAUCCAGAUGGCAGAACAUUCACUUUCACUGCUCUGGCGCUCCAGCGGCUCCUCUGCAGUGAAGAGCGGUGCUGCAGUGAAUCAUAGAUGAUGGACCAAUGGGAUGCCGGCGCUCUGAAAACUCCAGCCUAGAAACCAAUAGUCUCUCUUUCUCUCUCU
Danio aesculapii is the source of this 1183-nucleotide messenger RNA. It is a transcript of the gene camk2b2, whose product is annotated as calcium/calmodulin-dependent protein kinase type II subunit beta. The record is from RefSeq and is a predicted model, not a curated record. Gene Ontology annotation, cellular component: cytoplasm; neuron projection. NCBI's taxonomy places the organism in Eukaryota, Metazoa, Chordata, Actinopteri, Cypriniformes, Danionidae. Gene Ontology annotation, biological process: protein phosphorylation. Gene Ontology annotation, molecular function: ATP binding; calmodulin binding; calcium/calmodulin-dependent protein kinase activity.